ACGAGACCAAAAUCUUCAGAUGGGAAUCCAUUUCUGAUUCUCAGUCGUCAUUCGAGUUCGCGUGUAUUGUCUUGCGGAAUCGCUUUGCCACCAUCGACCUCGUCCCGAGCUAGAAGCCCCUUCGACUUCAAUCGUAAUUUGUCGAAGACGAGUUGAAUUUGGUGGAAGUCAGAUUUCCUCUAGCAGCCUUAAUUCGGGAGGAUAUAUCGCAAUGCAGACAUCGAGGGUGAGGCUGUUCAAGGAAUACAAAGAGGUGCAGCGAGAGAAGGGAGCUGAUCCAGACAUUCAGUUGGUUUGUGAUGACUCGAACAUAUUUAAGUGGACUGCUCUUAUCAAGGGACCAUCGGAAACUCCUUUUGAGGGUGGUGUUUUCCAGCUCGCAUUUGCUAUACCUGAGCAGCAUCCACUGCAGCCACCUCAAGUUCGUUUCCUGACUAAGAUAUUUCACCCCAAUGUGCACUUCAAGACAGGGGAGAUAUGCCUUGAUAUUCUGAAGAAUGCAUGGAGUCCUGCCUGGACACUUCAGUCUGUUUGCAGGGCUAUAAUAGCUCUCAUGGCCCACCCUGAGCCUGACAGCCCACUAAAUUGUGAUUCAGAGUCAGGGCCAAGAACCAAAAGUUGGUAGAGUCACCUUUCUUGGUAUAAAAAUCUUGAUUCGGGGAUUCCUCCACCUUCCCACCUUGUGAAUACCAUAACAACAAGAACAAGAAGCCAUUGCACUUUAUGGAGUAAUAUUUCCUCCCCUCAGCCAAAAAGAGAAAAAUGAAAUUCCCUCUAUACCACCUGGUUACAGGAAAAGAGCAAAACUUUAUAGUGUAGUUCAUAUGAGAACAAUCAUACUCCAUCCUCCUUGAUAUUGACAUAGACUAGUUGUAUCAGUGCCGAAGAGGAGUGCCCUUGACAUCUUGCGGGGAUUCUUGAUAGGCUGCUUUUAGAACGAGGUGCAAGAGUGUCUUUGAUUGAACUUUUCUGGAAAUAACAAGGGUGAGACCUUUGUAAUCGUUUGACAAGUAUUGAGAGAGAGCGUAAGAUUUCAGUGGGAAUCUUUCAUGCUCCUUUUCCACAUUUUGUUUCCUAAUCCUAUCUCAAACGAUACUUCAUCUCAAAUCUUUAUUUCCAAUGGUCAGUUUGUUGGAUCGGAUAUAUAGGACAGUAGUGCUGCGACAAGUGAUAAUAGUUGGAUGUCUUUGCCUCGAUUGAGUAUUCACAUAAACACAUUCUGUCGUUCUGUCAAUUACGCAUGAGAUUCUGGGGAUUAGAUGAAUUAGGUAUGAUAUGAUGCUUCGAUUUCAACUCAAACUCUAUCUGUUAAGAACCUUGAGAGCUAUUCAUCUUAAUCAUUCAUGCAGUCAAGCAUUCUCGGGGUUUGUUGAUUGCCUUCUGGUGGGCCAAUAUAUUAUAUGGCAUCAAAGAGAUAAUUUCAACAAUGAAGUACUAGAGAAUGGUAAUAAAGAACAAAUGCUUGUACUUGUUCAAUGUAACAGUU
Molecule: messenger RNA, 1486 nt
Organism: Eucalyptus grandis
Lineage: Eukaryota; Viridiplantae; Streptophyta; Magnoliopsida; Myrtales; Myrtaceae
Product: protein PEROXIN-4-like
Exons: 6
Coding region: 212-625 (137 amino acids)
Source: RefSeq, a predicted model, not a curated record